AGCGUAAAGGAUGUAUCUAUUGACUUUGUUUUGUAUCCAUUCUGAGUCAAUGUGCUUACUUAAAGAUUCCUCUUUCCUAUUAUCCCUUUAAAUACAAAAUAAGAAGUCACUUUAUCCAUACCUGCUUAUACACACAUGCAAAGCACCUGCUCUUCUCAUAAACCUACUUUCUUCUUAUCUUUCUCUCUCUCUGUUCCAUCUAAAGAGCAUUAUAACAUCUUCAGUAUCCUCUUCGAAAAUGAAUAUCGUAAUCGAACACAACCCUUCUAGCAUAAAGUUAUCUGAACUUGGAGUAAUGUCAUGGCCUAAAUGGUCCUGUCAACCGGGGAAAUAUGCAUUAGUAUUUGAUGAAAGAGAGACAUGCUAUUUGGUGAAGGGAAAGGUGAAGGUGUAUCAAAAAGGUUCAUCAGACUCAGAGUUUGUAGAGUUUGGUGCAGGAGACCUUGUGAUCAUCCCCAAGGGACUAAGCUGCACUUGGGACGUAUCUCUUUUCAUCGACAAGCACUACAAGUUCGAUCCUCCUACUUCUCUAUAGUUUUUCCUA
Messenger RNA from Raphanus sativus (radish), 544 nucleotides. RefSeq lists its product as uncharacterized. NCBI's taxonomy places the organism in Eukaryota, Viridiplantae, Streptophyta, Magnoliopsida, Brassicales, Brassicaceae. The coding region runs from base 239 to 535 and encodes 98 amino acids. The transcript is spliced from 2 exons. The record is from RefSeq and is a predicted model, not a curated record.